CUAGGAGUUGAAACAUCUAAGAGUCGUGCAGGGAGGGGUUCUGUUAUGAAUGGGACACAUAAUCCUGCUGUGGGGGCCAAAUUAAGACCCCUUCAACUAAAUGGUGCUCAACCCCAUAAUGCUCUAAUGGCCAGACUAUAUAAUACUCCCCAGGACUCUGGUGUUCUCAAAGCUGUAAUGAAACCUCCUCAGAAGCGACAACUGCCAAAAUUGCCUGGAUCACCAGAGAUGAUUCCCAAGCCUCCUUCUGGUCCAGGUUCUCCUACUAAUGUUUUCCGCACUACUAUGCUAAAGAAAGAUUAUGAAAGACGCAAAGUGCAGAAGAAGGCCCGCAUCCAUCGAUUAGGGAGCUCAGAUAGUCAGAGAACACUUAGUGUUUCAAUGCUGCAGCGUAACCCAGUCAAGGAUAAUAAUAUGUCAGAAGCAGACUCUCAUUCCGAUAUAGACUUUGAUGACCUUGGAUCUGUUUCUUCUAUUACUUCAAAACUAGACCAGGACUUGGAGAAAUCAGGGAGUGUUGUAUCUGCAUUAGAUACACAAGAUAAUGAGAUCAAUGGUGAGAAAACAAGAACUUCAAAGAUCACUGGUGAGAAUAUCCCCCAGGGUCACUCCCCUACUGAGCUCCCUACCCCCACACCUCCCUCCCCUACCCUCACAAAUGUAUCUAAAGCCUCACGUGUGAAAUCAGCGACCUAUGGCACUAGAAAAGUUGACCCAGAUUUAGUCCUAACAUACAAGAAGAAGAACAUUUAUGAUGAUACAGUACCUGAUGAUGAUAGAUUCAUUGAGCAUAUACUGAGUAUGCGUGCCAACCUUAAGUGGAGCACAGAGAUCCCACGUCAUGGGCCUGGUAGCAGGGAAGCUAUAGAUGCGCUUAUAGACGAAGCUGCCAACCCUAAAGAGGGUCUUAAUACACAGCAGGAUGAUGGUCAGUUUGUGUAUGCUUUACUACGUCACCGUAACAACACACGUGCACGCUAUGAUCCCUAUGACCUUGAGGUUGUGUCAGCACAUGUUGCCAGGGCAGCCCCAGUCUAUUUCACAGGCAGUGCCUCCACAAUUACAAAGUGUAUACAGCUGCCAGGAGGAGGGGAAGACUCUACAGCUGUUAGUACUGUACAGUGGCUCUGGGAAAGGCGUCUUUUCUACAUGAUUUUCAAUAUGAAAAUAUUUAGUCAGUUUAGGAUCUGGAAGGGUUUCAGAUGUUGGUUUGCUAAUGUACGCAACCAGAAGAACACCAGUAGUAGGGUGAUACUGACCAAGAAACUGUUUGCUGCCAAUGAGGUGCUGCAGGGUUGUAUGAUGCAUAUAAGAAACAUGUGUGAAGCCGCCUCUGGCAGUUUAUCAGGUGUAGGGGCUGGAGAUGAUGCCAUCACCCUUGUUAACCUGAAUCGCCAGAAAACCUUCAGUCUACCUGAGUUUCUAAAUAUGCAGAGAGAGCAGGGACAUCAUGCUCUUAAACAACUCAAUGCACUGAGGGAUAAAAUUGUAGCUCUUGUAUGGGAAUCUUGUGCAACUGUGGCAGAGAUGGAGGGCAUCACACAUGGUAUCAGAGCUGAUAAAAAGUCAAAGAAGAUCAAGUUCAAACAACCUGACCCUGAGAGUUUGGCUAAGAAAUACAAAAAUCUCAAUUCAAAACAUGUUGAUAUGCCUAAACUACCAGAUAGGAAGAUUCGAUAUGAUCGACCAACAUAUGCUCAGAUAGCAGAAUGGAGAAAAAUUCUUGAAAGACUGUCAUUCUUCCUGAAAUCGGUGGAUUACAUGAUGCUAGAACUGUUACGACGUCUGGUGGUCACUGCCUCUCAAAACCUGCUCAACCAUAUAAUGGCAUCCUUUGAAGCUGGCAACAAUCUGGCUGAAGAAGAUGAGGAGGAGUUUAGUGAUUCUGACUAUACAGACUCUGAGGUUGAUCCAAACAGUCCAUUUGGGAAACAAUCCUCUAGAACCAAGUACUCCAAAUAUGAUUCUGAUAGCCCUACAUCCAAGGCAAAGUCUAAGCUCAGGAUGCAAAAAAAGUCAUAUGUGAUACCACAGUACAACUGGAGCAGAGUUUCUACAGCACAGGAUGGCUUUACAGACAUUGACAGGAUCUUGGAUGACAUAAAGCAGAUGGAGCAUAUUGAGGUUAUCCCUGAGGCUGUAAUCUGCCUUGAAUUGGUGCUGAAUGUACCAGCUGGUGAGCCCCCUCCCACUCCUGGCACACCUAUGCAAGUAGAUAUUGCUGAUACAUCAGAUGAAGAUGAGGGUGAUGGGCAUGGUGUUAAGAAAAGUGUCAGGUUCCCAAAUGAACCAGAAAUGUCAGAAAGUGAAGAUUCAGAAGAUGGUAGCUCACAGUCUGAGAGUGAUGAAGAAUCUGUCACUGAGAGCCAAGAAAAACUUAACAGAUUUGCAUAUCCAGUUAACUCAACGACUAAGUCAAAUUCAGCUCACUCAGCACAUAACCAGAACCGCACGUACAUCACACUAGAGCCAGGAGAGAGCAACAUCAAAAACAGCGUUAGAGGAAUCAUAUCUGGUUUUGAAAAUACUGUUGGUCAAGUGACAUCUAUGCUUCGUGAGCCGAAACUUGCCGUGUUCUACUCGCCACCAAAGUAUGAUCUGAAGCUAAACUUUGAUGAAGAGGAAGAUGAGGAGAAAAAGUUGAACAUGAGACCAUGGCCUGACACUGAGAGCCUGUUUGGUGAAGACCCAGCAUACCAAGCCCUAGUGGGGGAGAUAUGCACAUACACUGAUGCAGCUGUUGCUCAAGUAGUUGAAUAUACUGAGAGGUUUAACCAGUACUGUCAGAUGGUAGAUAGGUCUAGGAGGGUAGAUGUAGUGAACUCAAUGUCAAAGAGACCAUGGAGCACUGAAGAGUUUUUCCAUGUACUAGAAAAACAUACAGAAAUGAAAAGUAGUAUGGGAAUGAUGGAAACAGAAAAGCGUGUCAGUAUGAUCUUUGUGCAGAGUAGUGGAUUCAAGGAUUCCUGUUUGCCAUACCCUAAGCAAGUCGUUGAUGCAGUACAUUAUAAGAUGCCUAUCAUUGCUAACCAGCGCAAUGAUAACCUUCUCACCAUCAUAAAGGGAGCAUCAAAGAAGCUAGACACAUACCCAGAGUCUGUUGAAGAUUUUGUUGAGCAUUUAUCAUUCCUGAGUCGCAUGCAGAGUGAGAUGCCUGCCCUUGAUAAAGAGUUUGCCAUUGUAACGAAGCUGUUCACUAUCGCCCAAGAGUUCCAUGUUGCUCUGGAGCCUGAGGAGUUUGCACUGUAUCAGACCCUGGCUCCAAGCUUUCAGCAUCUCAAAUCUACAAUAUUAUUCUGUGAUGCUAAGAAAGAUGAAAACAUUCAGAAAUUCAGUAAAGAUCUCGAUACUUUGGUCUAUGAGAUCCGUCACAAAAUUGAUGAUCUCCGGAACCGUGUACGUGAUCCUAUUCUCCUUAGUGAUGACACUUUGGCCACUGUGGCCUUGGAGAACAUUAAAUACAUCACUGAUGAAGUGAAUGACUUGUCCAAUAAAGCUAAGAGUUACGCAUCGUACCAGGAUAGAUUUGGAAGCUCUUUAUCAGCUGGAAAGAAAAUGGAUGAGUACACUCUGUUGGAUCGUAGAGAUGAAAGCCUAAGUGCGGCUGCGGUUCAAGCUGAACUGUCUGAGAUUGAGAGAGACUUGACUCUGAGACGUCUUUUAUGGGAAUCUCAAGAGGAGUGGAUAAUGUUAGUGGAUGAAUGGACCUCCACACCAUUUGAGAAGUUGAAUGUAGAUAGUUUGCAGAAGGGAGUGAAUAGAUACAUACAGACUGUGUAUAUGUUGGAGAAAGGUUUGCCUCACAAUGAAGUUGUGCCAAAGUUAAAGAACCGUGUCUUUGACUUCAAACAAGGCAUGCCAGUAAUAGUCUCUCUACGCAACCCAUCACUCAGGCCCCGGCAUUGGAGCAAGAUUGAGGAAGUCAUUGGAAAGGAGAUUCAACGUGGUAACAAAUUUACCCUUGGCAAGCUGCUUGAGAUGGCUAUAUUCCAGCAUAAAGAUAAGAUACAGGAUAUAUCUACAACUGCUAGUAAUGAGGCAACGUUAGAGAUUAUGUUGCAAAAGGUCAUUGAUCUGUGGCAAAAUACUGACUUCCGAUUGGUUGCUCAUCAAGGUCGUGAUACUUACAUCAUCGCAGGUGCCGAUGAUCUUAUGGCCCAACUCGAAGAAAGUCAAGUUACCAUAGCAACAAUUCGAGGAUCACGUUAUGUGACACCCAUAAAAGGAAAUGUUGAAGAAUGGGAAAGAAAGUUGACAUUAUUUGCGAGGACUUUAGAUGAGUGGAUGACAUGUCAAAGAAAUUGGCUCUAUCUUGAGCAGAUAUUUUCUACUCCAGACAUCCAGAGGCAACUCCCUUCUGAAGCCAAGAUGUUUGCAUCAGUAGACAAGUCACUUAAGGAUAUCAUGCGAAAGACAGAGGAUCGACCCAAUGCUCUGAAGGCAGCCACUGCAGCAGGGGUUCUAGAGAUGUUGCAGGCCGCUAACGCAAACCUUGAAAAGAUACAGAAAUGCUUAGAGGACUACUUGGAGACAAAGCGCCUUGUGUUCCCAAGGUUUUAUUUCCUCAGUAAUGAUGACUUACUAGAUAUAUUGGCCCAGUCUAAGAACCCAGAAGCUGUACAGCCUCACCUAGGGAAAUGUUUUGGAAACAUCAAGAUGUUGGACAUCAGGCAGAUUCCUCGCCAGCCCCCUACUGUGAAGAACAUGAUAUCUGAAGAGGGGGAGGUGGUUGCAAUGCCAAAGAAUGUACGUGCCAGAGGUCCUGUAGAACAAUGGUUAGGUAGUGUUGAGACAGGGAUGUUUGACACCGUGAAACGUCACCUCAAACUUGGACUUAAUGAUUGGUUAGGCUUAAGACAUGAAGAAUGGGUACUGAAGCACCCUGGACAAGUUGUACUAACAGUGGCCCAGAUAAUGUUUAACAAGGAUGUUAUGGCAUGCUUUGCCCACCCAGAGCCAAGGAUUCAACUGGCUCAUAUGCGAGACAUGAUGGUGAACACACUCAACACCCUAGCAGGCCUUGUGUCAACUAACCUCAUUUCAUACCACAGACUCAGCAUAGAGGCCCUUCUUACUAUAGAUGUACACAAUAGAGACAUUCUCAAUGACAUGAUUGAGAGUAAGGUCUCCAAAAAGGAUGACUUUGAAUGGACUAAGCAACUACGCUAUGAGUGGGAUGAACAAACCAACAACUGUAAUGUGAUGCAGUCUAAUGCAUCAUUCACUUAUGGCUAUGAGUACUUGGGUUGCUCCCCCAGACUAGUCAUUACACCCCUAACUGAUAGAUGCUACCUAACAUUGACUGGUGCUCUGCACCUUCAUCUAGGAGGCUCCCCUGCUGGACCUGCUGGCACUGGGAAAACAGAAACUGUCAAAGAUCUUGCAAAGGCUAUGGGAAAACAAUGUGUUGUGUUCAACUGCUCUGAAGGCCUUGACUUCAAAACUCUUGGGAAGUUCUUCUCUGGGCUGGCACAGUCUGGUAGCUGGUGCUGCUUUGAUGAGUUUAACAGGAUAGAUGUGGAGGUCUUGUCAGUUGUGGCACAACAAAUACACACCAUUAAGGCAGCUAAAGAUUUGAAGCACCCUAGGUUUGUCUUUGAAGGCAGGGAUAUAAGACUGAAUAUGACUUGUGGAUUCUUCAUUACUAUGAACCCAAGUUACGCUGGACGAGUGGAACUCCCUGAUAAUCUGAAGUCAUUGUUCAGACCAGUAGCUAUGAUGGUGCCAGAUUAUGCUCGUAUAUCUGAGAUAAUGUUGUUCUCUAAUGGCUUCAUAGCAGCUAAGUCUCUCUCACGUAAACUGGUGAAUCUGUACCAGCUGGCUAGCAAGCAGCUCUCUCAACAGGAUCAUUAUGAUUUUGGUAUGCGUGCCAUCAAGUCUGUGCUAGACAUGGCAGGACAGGGCAAAAGACAAGCAGUUCUCAGCAUGCCACUAGAGAAAGCUAGAGACAUGUCAGAGGAGGAUGAAUCUUAUAUCCUCAUCCAUUCUCUACGUAAUGCCAACAUGCCAAAGUUUCUGGCUGAAGAUGUUCCCUUGUUUGAGGGUAUUAUGCAGGAUCUCUUUCCAGGGAUUAUACCCCCUCAACAGGACCUUGGAGUACUAGAGAAAGCUAUAUCUAUGGCGAUUAGAGAUCUAAAUCUUCAACACUGGGCCAACCAGAUAGAGAAAGUAAAGCAAUUACAUCAACAACUCCUAGUUCGUCAUGGGGUCAUGCUGGUGGGACCAACAGGUGGUGGUAAGACCAUGGUACGCAGUAUAUUACAGAAGACACUUGUGUUACUACCCACAAUUUCAAUGGAUGACCCAGGGGCACAAACUGUUGGUCCUGAUGGCAAAAGGCAGAGCAUAUUUGUGCAUAAUCGCAACAAAAAAGGACAUGUAGACAUAUUUGCAAUCAAUCCAAAAUGUGUGAAACUUGGAGAACUCUAUGGUGAAACCGACCCCAAUACAUUUGAAUGGUCCGAUGGAUUGAUCGCUAAUGCGGUUCGCAAAUUCUCUCGUGAGUUAGGUGGCGCUUCAGUUGAUGAUUAUCGACCAGCAACUUCUGGGGGACACAGGCCCUCAACACAAGGUUCUGGGGCAGCAUCAUCUUUAGGUGGACCUAGUGAGAGUGUACAUAGUGAGGAGGAACGACCCCUUAGUUCUGUCCCUCCUGCCACCCCUGUAGGGACCACUGAUGACCAGGAAUCUGAGAUACAAGUAGCAGAGGAGGUCAAUGAUGCUAUUCCAACCAACUGGAGAUGGAUAGUUCUUGAUGGUCCAGUUGAUACACUUUGGGUAGAGAACUUGAAUACAGUGCUAGAUGACACCAAGGUACUCUGUUUGGCUAAUGGGGAGCGUAUCGGUUUAGCCAGGGGUAUGAGAAUGUUGUUUGAGGUUGAUAAUCUCUCACAAGCUAGUCCUGCUACCAUAUCUAGGUGUGCCAUGGUAUACAUGGACCCCAUAGAUCUUGGUUGGAGACCUUAUGUAAAGACAUGGGUAUCCAGACUGCCAAAGGAGAUGCCUGAGAGUGGCAAGAGACACCUCCAAGCCCUGUUUGAUCACAGCAUAGAUAAAGGCCUGGCUUUUGUGAAGAAUCACCAGAAAUACCAACUGAUCUCUGCCCCUGAACAAAGCAUGGUGAUGAUGCUCUGUUCUAUUAUGUCAGCUUUCUUUGAUUUCCUUGGGAAACAUGGAGGCUUUGGCAAUCCUGACCCAGAACCAGACAAGAGACCAGGAAGUGCUGAAAGUGGGCAAACUUCAAAUUCCCGCAGCUCAUCCCGUACCCACAAUUCUUCUAAAACGCCUACAUCAAGGCAGCGUAAAAGGUCACGGAAGUCAACUCGGCGUGAACAAAAACUCAAAGAAGAAAUGGAAGCAGCUGCGGAAAAAGCUAAACUAAAAGCACAAGGAGGCAAGAAUUAUUACCUACAGAAGAAUCCAGCUCUUUUGACCCAUCUGCUUGGAAAGCUGUUUGUCUUUGCCUUCACCUGGGCCUUUGGAGGCAACUUUAAGCACGAAGAUGAGUAUGAUGAAGAUACAUCUAUACGGCAACGUACCAACAAGGAACCCCAGAUGAACAUCACCAAUGACUUUGACCACCUUGUACAUGAGAUGUUUGAUAUUGAACCUCCACUAGGUGUGCGCUUACCUGCCAGCAGCCGAACCAUCUACAGCUUCUUUGUUGACAUGGACUCUGGAAACUUCAUAGCUUGGGACAACUUGGUCCCUACUACACAGUCCCUUAUAGAUAAGGGGGCCACCAUCACCAUUGGAGAUGCCAUGGGGGUUAGUUCUGGGGGCCCCCAAAAGAGGUCAGCAUCAGCUGAUGCUGAUAUAGUUGCAACAGUGGAUAAUGUGAGGUAUUCGUUCAUAAUGGGGCUGUUGGCACUGAACAAGAAUCCUGUACUGUUGACAGGUGACUCUGGUGUUGGUAAAUCAUCUAUUAUCACAAGUCUACUGAGUAAGCUUUGCAAAGAGAAUGGGACAUCCCUGAAACAGGGAACAAUACUAGGCAAUGUGCUGAACUACAUGGACAAGAACAAGGCCAUCAUGGAGAAUAUCAGCUCCCUUGCUAAGUUUGCACAGGCUGAUGAUGACGAUGCUAGUAAUAUUGACUUGUUGAUGGGUGCUGCAAAGACAAAGCACCAGACAGGCAUUGUGAGCACAAUGUUACAGUUCAGUGCACAGACAGCUGCCAUCAGACUUCAACUACAACUGACCCUUAAACUCAUCAAGAAGGGGAAAGAUGUCCUGGGUGCACCCAAGGGCAAAAAGGUGCUGAUAUUUCUGGAUGACAUGAACAUGCCAGCACCAGAGCAGUAUGGGGCACAACCUCCCUUGGAGCUCCUGCGCCAGUUCCUUGACCUUGGUGGAUUCUAUGACACAACAAAACUCUCCUGGAAGGAGGUACUUGAUGUGACUCCCAUAGCUGCAUGUGGUCCCCCUGGUGGUGGACGCAAUGUUCUCAGUCCUCGAUUGUUGAAGCAUUUCUGCAUAUUGUCCUUACCCCAACCAUCAACAAGAUCUCUACAGCAUAUAUAUCAGGUCCAGUUAGGAAGAUACUUUGCUGAUGGAGACUUUAUGCCAGAUGUAAAAGAGGCACUGUUUAGUGUUGUGUCAGCCAGUAUUGCCAUCUAUUACCGCAUGUGUAACGCCAUGAGACCAACCCCAGCAAAAUCACAUUAUACAUUCAAUAUAAGAGACUGUUCAAAGGUAAUCCAAGGCAUGCUGCAGGCACAUGAGGAGGUGAUUGUAGGCAGGGAGACUGUAGCACAGUUGUAUUGUCACGAGGCAACCAGAGUCUUCCAUGAUAGACUCGUCAGUGCUGAGGACAGACGAAUAUUUUACCAGUUUCUCUCAGAUGUUUCUCAUGAUUAUUUCAAAGUGAAGUGGACCCCUGAGCAAAUGAUGGAGGACCGUGUUAUAUUUGGUGACUUUAUUGAUAUGGCUGAGGCAGAGGAGGAUAGGAUCUAUAAACCCAUAGGAGACAUGGACAAACUGGCUACCAUAUUGGAGGAGUACCAGAUCAGAAAAGAUAUGACUGGCUCGCAGUCAUCAAGGGUGGUUUACUUCAGAGAUGCUGUGGACCACAUUACUAGGGCAGCUAGGGUGUUUAGGCAACCUGGAGGUCACAUGUUAUUGGUUGGUCUUGAUGGAACUGGCAAGAGAACAGCUGUGCAGCUAGCAUGUACAAUAGCUGACUGUGAAUUGUUCAAGCUGACCCUAUCCAGAGGCUACAACAUGCAAGACUUCCAUGAUGACCUCAAGAGCAUUUACAGACUGGCAGGGGUUAAGGGAUUAAACACAGUGUUCUUGCUCAAUGAUGGGGAUAUUGUACAGGAGGCAUUUCUCGAAGACAUCAACUGUAUUCUAAACUCUGGUGAUGUCCCUGACUUGUUUGAUAAUGAGGAAAUGGAUGGAAUAGCAAUGGAGCUACGUCCUGCAGCGACACAGGCUGAGGUACCAGACACCAGGGUAGCUGUGCAUCAAUUCUUUAUACAGAGGGUGCGCAAUAAUCUGCACGUGGUUCUGACCAUGAGCCCUGCAGGAAGUAAGUUCCGUCAACGUUGCCGCAUGAACCCCGCCUUGAUCAGUUGCUGUACUAUAGACUGGUAUGAUGAGUGGUCAGAGGAGGCCAUGCUCUCAGUCGCCAAGGUCUACUUUGAGAAUGUGGAGUUUCAGACUUCAAGAGAACAUGAUGUCACUCAAGUGAAGAUAGAUGUUGCAAAAGUUUGUGUUGAUAUACAUAAUAGCAUUGGUGAAACAGCUACUAGGUUCUGGGAGGAGAUGAGACGCCGUUACUACACCACACCUAGCAGCUAUAUGGAGCUGAUCAAAAUCUACACCAACAUGUUGAGAGAUAAUAGAAAGGAACUCAUGGAUAAUAGGCAUCGGUUGCUAGUUGGGCUCUCUAAGCUGUCUGAGGCCAACUCCCUUGUGGGCACAAUGCAGGAAGAACUUGUCAACCUUGGACCCAAGAUAGAAGAGAAAGCAAAGGACACUGAAGUUCUACUAAAACAACUGUCCAAAGACCAAGAAGCUGUUGACCAGGUCAGAGAUAUAGUGGAGCAGGAAGAAAGUGUCAUGAAGAAAGAAACUGAGAUUGUACAAGAUUACGCUGAUGAGUGUCAGCGUGAUCUUGCCAGUGUACUUCCUGCUGUACAGAUGGCCAUAGAAUCCUUAGAUUCCCUUGACAAGGCUGAUAUCUCUGAGAUAAGGGUGUACCAGAACCCACCUAUAUUGGUAAUAAGUGUGAUGUCAGCUGUAUGCACUCUACUACAGCAGAAAACAGACUGGGGCACUGCUAAACAAGUACUUGGAGAUCAGGGAUUUCUCAAAAAACUCAUCAACUUUGAUAAGAAUUCUGUACCAGAAAAGGUAUUCUUCAAGCUAAAGAAGUUCACUAAGAAUGAAGACUUCAGUCCAGAGAAGGUUGGGACAGUGUCUGUGGCAUGCAGGUCCAUGUGUCAGUGGGUGUUAGCCUUGGAGCAUUACCAUGAGGUCUACAAGAUGGCUAAGCCAAAACAAAAAAGAGUGGAAGAGGCCAGAGAUGCUCUGAAACUUGCCCAAGACAACUUGGCUCAGAAACAAGCCAGCCUGGCUAAGAUUACGGAACAUCUACAGUUACUUCAGCAGCAGUACCAGGACAGUGUCAACCAGAGAGAGUCCUUGAAAGAGCGCAAGAAAUUGACAGGCAUGCGCCUUGAGAGGGCGUCAGUGCUUAUCACUGCUUUGUCAGAUGAGAAGGUUCGAUGGGCUGAGUCGGUAGAUGAUCUAGACUUCAAACUCCAAGGCCUGGUAGGGGAUACUCUGGUAUCAUCAGGGACUGUGGCAUACCUUGGUGCAUUUACUGCAGCUUACAGAAAAGAGAUGAUGGAAAGUUGGGUGACACUUUGUAGGGAGAAACAGAUACCAAUCAGCAAGGAAUAUGAUUAUAUUAAACAUAUGGUCAGCCCUAACCAGGUUCUGAAGUGGCAGACUGAAGGGCUUCCCCAAGAUGGCCACUCUACAGAGAAUGCAAUAAUUGUGAAGCGUGCAAGACGUUAUCCACUGUUAAUAGAUCCCCAGGGACAGGCUAAGAAGUGGAUUAAAGAGAUGGAAGGUUCUAAGCUGAAGGUGCUCCAGGCCUCAGAUCCCAAGUAUAUGCAGACAAUGGAGAGGGCUAUCAGGGUAGGAGAGCCUGUACUCCUUGAGGAUGUUACUGAGCACCUAGACCCGUCACUAACUCCCAUCCUUGAGAUGCAGACAUUCCAACGUGGUGGAGGUGACAUCAUCAAAUUAGGCGAUACAGAGAUAGAAUUCAAUCAUAAUUUCAAACUGUAUAUGACCAAUUCUAUGGGGAAUCCACACUACCUGCCUGCUGUCUGUAUUCAGGUGACCAUCAUCAACUUCACUGUCACAUUUGAUGGUCUACAGGAGCAACUGCUAUCUGCAGUAGUGAGACAAGAAAGACCUAAACUGGAGCAAGAACGAAGUAUUCUGUUGGAGAGUAUAGCUAAUGACCUACAGUUACUCAGGGACCUUGAGGAUAAAUCAUUAGAGCUAUUGCAGAAAACUGAAGGCCAUAUUCUAGAUGACCAAGUAUUGGUCCAAACCCUACAAAGGAGUAAGGUGAUGUCUGGGGAGAUCCACAAGCGUGUGCACCAAUCAGAAGAGACUGAAAAGAAACUUAACAUAGCCAGGAAACGUUACCUUCCUGUUGCCACACGUGGAGCAGUGCUAUACUUUGUGAUAGCUGACCUGGCUAACAUAGACGUAAUGUACCAGUUCUCACUCCACUGGUUCCGUACCAUGUUCAGCUCAUGUAUUAGUGACCCCCUUGACUCUCAACCCCAGUCAGGAAGUAGCUCUCACCUCAGUGGAACUCUACGUCCCUCCUCGGCUAGAAGUAGUCCAGAACUUUCAUCAAAUCGUAUCCGGGAGUCUGCCAUGCGUGAAUCAAGUGCUGACCUUACUAAGCAUUUAACAGAGAUGAUUGACAGGUUGACUAUCACUGUAUAUAAGACUGUAUCAGUGGCACUGUUUGCCAACCAUCAACUACUAUUGUCACUAAUGCUAUGUGCUAACAUUAUGAGAGCUAUAGCUAAAUACACUACAGGAUAUGCAGGUAAACCUGGCAAAAUAACAGAGACUGAAUGGACAGUUUUCCUGCAAGGACCAAUCAUGUCUAAGAUGUUAGAUGAAUCUCAGUUAGAAGAACAUGAUGGUCUUACUCCAAUGCAGCGAUUAGAGCUCCAAUCCAGAGGUGGUGUGCCAGUCCCAAGGUUAACAUGGAUAGCUGACAAUAUGUGGCGUCAGUGUCAACACCUAGAGGUUUCCAUUGAUGUGUUCAAGGACCUCUGUAAGAGUAUCAUAAACAACAGGCCCCAAUGGGAGGCAUUUGGCUCCUCUGAUAGGCCUUACCAUCUGAUGGCUACAAAAUAUGAGAGGCCAGAAGGAGAGCUUCCUGACUUAGUGCCUGGCAUACAGACAACAGGAACCACAUUCCACUGGGAGAUUCUCAGCGACUUCCAACGUCUCCUCCUUAUCAAGAUUCUACGUCCUGAAAUGACAACAGCCACGAUUCGUAGCUUUGUUGAAGAACAAAUGGGAAGUCAGUUUGUAUCUGCUGGACACUUUGACCUUAAGGAGAUGUUUGAGAAAUCCACUGCUAAAACACCACUCAUCUUUAUCCUUUCACCAGGUUCUGAUCCUGGAGCCCAAUUGUUGCGUUUCGCUAAAGAUCUGCGGGGGUCUACACUUCACCUGGACAUGAUUUCUCUGGGGAGAGGACAGGGUCCCAAGGCUGAGGAACUGAUCAAUAAGGCUCAGAUAUUAAAGGGAAGGUGGCUGUUCCUACAGAAUUGCCACCUUGCAGCUUCAUGGAUGCAUCGCCUACAGGCUAUUGUUGAAAAGUUUAACAUGCCAAACUCAGAUGUGGAUCCCCAGUUCAGACUGUUUCUAAGUUCAAAGCCAGAUCCAUGUUUCCCUAUACCCAUACUGCAAACAGGUCUAAAGAUGACCGUUGAGGCUCCACAAGGACUCAAAGCAAAGCUACUCCAAGCAUUCAGUCCAGGUGGAGCUGGUUCCAUUAACGACAAGAUGUACGAUGAUGCUGAGCAAAAAGUGGGAUGGAAAAACCUCCUCUUUGGUCUCUGUAUAUUCAACGCUGUCAUCAAUGAGCGCAAGAAGUAUGGGCCCCUUGGAUGGAACAUACCAUAUGAGUUUAAUGACUCUGAUCUAGAGGUGUGUGUGCUGGUGCUAGGGAACUUGUUUGGUAAACAGGAGAACAUUCCCUGGGCUGCCCUGAAGUACCUGACUGGAGAAGUGUCCUAUGGUGGAAGAGUUACAGAUGACUGGGACAGGAGGACACUUCACAGCAUGCUCAACAAGUUCUACUGCCCUGCUGCACUUGAGCCUGAUUAUAGCUAUUCACCUGAUGGGAUCUACCACCCUCUUCCCCAAACAUUCAGCUUCUCAGACACACGGAUGUAUGUUGAGGGUCUACCAAACUCUGAUUCUCCAGAGCUGUUUGGUAUGACAGAGAACUCAGAGAAGGCCUACUUAGAAGCACAGAGCUUCCAGUUAAUUGAUACUUUAGUUAGCAUACAACCUAGGCUAACUCAAUCUAUCAUGAGAUCUGGAGGAAAAAGCAGUGAUACUGUGGUCCUAGAUAUGGUGUUAGACAUUUUACGAACUCUGCCAGAGAUAGUUGAAUAUGGAGAGAAUGAGCAAGGGAGACCAAGAAGAACAAUUUCCAAAGCUGUGAAGGAAUUUUCCACCAAUGAUAAAGAGAAUGCUCAAACAAGCAAAGAGAGCAAACCAUUGCUCAACUCAGCACUAGUGAUAGUGCUGAGGCAGGAGAUAGACAGGUUCAAUUUGCUGCUGGGAGUCAUACACAAGUCAUUAAAGGCCCUCACUCUAGCUAUUAAGGGAGAGAUUGUCAUGUCAGAUGAACUGGAGGAAGCAUAUAAUGCUAUGCUCAAACAAAGGGUCCCAGCUAGAUGGAAGCAAAUGUCCUAUGAGUCAUGUAAGCCUCUCUUCCCAUGGGUAAAAGACCUGGUUCAGAGAGUAGACAUGUUCUAUAAUUGGUCGGAACUCGUCAUCAACGCUUUAGAAAGACCAGCCAAUCAGAAGGCAGCAGCGAAGACAGUAACAGACCCUGAUGAACUUGAUAAAUUACGUGAUCAACCCCGUAGUUUCUGGCUACCUGGUUUCUUCUUCCCACAAGGUUUCCUGACUGGGGUGUUACAAAACCAUGCAAGGAAAAUGGGUGUCUCUGUAGAUUCUCUUUCAUUUAACUUUGAGGUGAUGUCACACAAGCUGGAAGGGGAUGAGGAUAGUUUGAAUGAAGUCAAGAAGGGACUUGAUGUCCAGAAGUUAGCAUUUAAGGGUUCUGCUCCUCCUGAUGAUGGUGUCUUAGUGUUUGGUCUCUACAUAGAUGGCGCAAGGUGGGAUGUGUCAUCACACUCCUUACAAGAUUCUCUACCUGGCCAGCGAUAUUGUAGACUUCCUGAAAUACACUUCUUGCCAGUCCAGAUUAACACAGAUCCAGUUCUGCCUACACCCAUGAAUAAGGAAAGAGAAAAUAAACCUGCGGAGUCUCCUAAAGAUGACUCUGGAGUUACCUCAGUUAAAGCCUAUGAGAGCCCUCUAUACAGGACAUCAACACGUGCUGGAACUCUUUCUUCAGCUGGCCACUCAACAAACUUUGUCACAGCUGUUGAAUUACCAACAAUACAUGACCCUGCAUUCUGGGGGUACACUGUGAGAAUGGCAGCAGACCCAGGGAAAAAAGAAAUCAUAAAUGCAAUUGAGGACCUUGCAAAGGUCAUAGAAGAAACACUUGAAAAAGUAAAGGCAUUUGAAAAUGAAUCAGUAGAUGAUUUUGUAGAGAACAAACAGGGUAACCUACUGCCUCCUCUAGUGAAAUAUGCAGAAUGUUUUAAAGCAUUAGGUGUGAAAACAAGACAACAACUAGAUACAUUAGUCAAACAGCAUUUUAAGUAA
Messenger RNA from Owenia fusiformis, 14970 nucleotides. The record is from the annotation of a GenBank genome assembly. NCBI's taxonomy places the organism in Eukaryota, Metazoa, Annelida, Polychaeta, Sabellida, Oweniidae.